This is a messenger RNA of Pezoporus occidentalis (night parrot), 1462 nucleotides long. RefSeq names its product small nuclear ribonucleoprotein U1 subunit 70 (gene SNRNP70). Lineage: Eukaryota; Metazoa; Chordata; Aves; Psittaciformes; Psittacidae. Gene Ontology annotation, biological process: mRNA splicing, via spliceosome. The transcript is spliced from 10 exons. The coding region runs from base 124 to 1413 and encodes 429 amino acids. Gene Ontology annotation, cellular component: U1 snRNP; U2-type prespliceosome; precatalytic spliceosome. Gene Ontology annotation, molecular function: U1 snRNA binding; mRNA binding. The record is from RefSeq and is a predicted model, not a curated record.
CCCCCCGCGCGCGCCCACUUCCGGCUCCCGCCGCCGCUCCUCUGUAGCGCAUGCGCAGAGCGCGCGGAACGGCCUGGCCCGAGCGGGCGGAGGGAGCGCGAGCGCCCGGGGGACCCCCCCAAGAUGACUCAGUUCCUGCCCCCCAAUUUACUGGCGCUCUUUGCCCCCCGGGACCCCAUCCCCUACCUGCCCCCUCUGGAGAAGUUGCCUCAUGAGAAGCACCACAACCAGCCCUAUAGCGGCAUCGCCCCCUAUAUCCGGGAGUUUGAGGACCCCCGAGAUGCGCCCCCCCCGACCCGUGCUGAGACGCGAGAGGAACGGAUGGAGAGGAAGAGACGGGAGAAGAUUGAGCGAAGGCAACAGGAAGUAGAGAGUGAGCUCAAGAUGUGGGACCCACACAAUGACCCCAAUGCUCAAGGAGAUGCUUUCAAGACCCUCUUUGUGGCCAGAGUGAACUACGACACAACUGAGUCAAAGCUGCGCCGUGAGUUCGAGGUGUAUGGCCCCAUCAAGCGGAUCUACAUGGUGUACAACAAGCGCUCUGGGAAGCCCCGUGGUUACGCCUUCAUCGAGUACGAGCACGAGCGGGACAUGCACUCCGCCUAUAAACAUGCUGAUGGGAAGAAGAUCGACGGGCGCCGCGUGCUGGUGGAUGUGGAAAGGGGACGCACGGUGAAGGGAUGGAGACCCCGGCGCUUGGGGGGAGGCUUGGGGGGGACCCGCAGAGGAGGAGCCGAUGUGAACAUCAGGCACUCGGGCAGGGACGAUACCUCCCGCUAUGACGAGAGGGACCGGGAACGGGAGCGGGAGCGGGAGCGCCGGGAGCGUUCUCGGGAACGGGAGCGGCGCCGUUCGCGCUCCCGGGACCGGCGCCGCCGCACGCGGAGCCGCGAGAAGGAAGAACGGGACCGGAAGCGGGGCGGGAGCCGGGACCGCAGCAAAGAGCGAGACCGGAAGCGCCGCAGCCGCUCCCGCGACCGCAAACGGGAUCGCGACCGGGAUCGCGACAAGAAGGAGGAGGGGCUCGAACCCAUGGAGCCCCUCGAGGACCUAGGGGGCAGCGGGGGGAUGGGCGGCAUUCCCGAUCCCGGUCCCCCGGACGGGCUGGGAUCCAAAGGGGACGGGGAGGACAAGAGCCGGGAGCGGGACCGGGAGCGGCGCCGCGGGCACCGGGAGCGGGAGCGGCGCCGGGAGCGCGAACGGGAACGGGAGAGGCCGGAGCGCGAGCACAAACGGGAACGGGAGCGUUUGGAACGGCGGGAGGAGAGGCCCCCCGGGCCGGAUGCGCAGGAUGCCAUGGGCGGGGGGGGCGACCCCGGCUCCGAGCUGUUCCUGCAGUCGGAUUCCCUCCCGCCGCCCGAGGGGUACAUGGGGGCUGAGAACGGGUACCUGAUGGAGCCCCCCAUGGAGUGAGGGGGGGAGCCCCCAAAACGGACACCCCCAAAAUCCCCGUUUUUGUGCU